Acyrthosiphon pisum (pea aphid) is the source of this 1473-nucleotide messenger RNA. RefSeq names its product follistatin-A. Lineage: Eukaryota; Metazoa; Arthropoda; Insecta; Hemiptera; Aphididae. The coding region runs from base 110 to 1120 and encodes 336 amino acids. The record is from RefSeq and is a predicted model, not a curated record. Gene Ontology annotation, biological process: anatomical structure development. Gene Ontology annotation, molecular function: calcium ion binding; protein binding; collagen binding. The transcript is spliced from 6 exons.
CGACAGUUUCAAAAAUGGUGAUUCGUGCAGAUCAGCAGAAUGGUGUCCUCGAUUUAUCAGGGAGCACGUUCUCUCUCCGACGAUCUGUGGUGUGUCCUCCACGAAAAGCAUGUACCCGGUGGCUUGGAAACCCAAAUACUUUUUGUUCUCUGCCGUCCUAUACGUAUGCAGUUUAGACAUAGUACUGGGUGGCAUGUGUUGGGGAUCGAUGGGUAAAAAUGGCCUUUGCAAGAACUUGUUGGCUGAACGCUUUUCGAAAGAAGAGUGCUGCAAGUUGGGUGGCAGUUCCGUUUCCACUUCCUGGAGCUCAACUGACUUGGAUCCCGGGGCGCUGUUUUUCUGGACCGUCUUGGGCGACGGCGUGCCGUGCGCAAAGUGCAAAGGAUCAUGCACGGACGUGGAAUGCGUUACUGGCAAGAAGUGCGUUAUGCACUCAGGCUCACCAAAGUGCAUUUGUUCACCCAACUGUAAGCAACACGACGGAUUGAAGGUCAAGGGUCCAGUGUGCGGUACGGACGGCGUUUCAUACAAGUCGCACUGCAGACUGAAAAAGAGAUCGUGUCGUACCAAAGACCAAUCGUUGUUAGUUGACUACCACGGCCUGUGUCAGAGUUCAUGCAAUAAAGUCACCUGCCCGGAAGGCAAAUACUGUCUACAGGACCAGAACCUGAUGCCGCACUGCGUCAAGUGUGUAACUGUCUGUCCUCCAGGCAUGUCAUCGUCCGGCCAGGUGUGUGGGUCCGAUGGCAGGACGUACCAAAGCGCGUGUCAUCUGCGCGAAGCCGCCUGCCACGCAGGCAACGCCAUACCGAUAGCGUACAAGGGGCUUUGCAAGGAAUCUGCCACAUGCGCUACGGUGAGGUGCAAUAGCGGUCAGAAAUGUCUAGUCGAUAAAAAGACCGGACGUCCGAGGUGCGUGACGUGCAACAUGUCGUGCCCCAAACCUGUACCUUCGGAAAAGCUCAAGCAAACGGGCGGAAAGGUGUGUGGUAGCAACGACAAGACGUACCAUUCUUGGUGUCAGAUGUUCAUGGACGCGUGUGCCACGGGUGUAGUGAUCGAGACCAAGGCGUCAGGACCAUGCCCAGACGGCAAAAUUGAAUUAUUCAACAGCAAUUGAAAUUACAUCAACGCGUCCAACGUACAUAUAUAGAAAUAUUAUAAAUACUAGUGUUUCUACAACUUAAAUUAGGUUAUUGAAUAGAUGUAAGUUAACUUAACAAAUAUUUAUAGUUUAUGUGAUGCCAAUGGUGUGUCAAAACUCAAAUUAAGUUAUUUAGAUAAUAUACAAGACACAAAUGUUUAUUAUUAUUUUGUUUUUUAUUAUUGUUCGAUAAUUAAAUGGACUGUAUUAUUACUAUAAACUUGUAAGUGUUUUAUUGUAUUAUGUUUUUCAACUUUUUACGUUUAUUAUCAACCAUGAUUAGGAGAGCAAAACAAAAUAAAUAACGUUUAGAAAAGAAUAUGAGAAAU